AUGAGGAGCGGUCUACUGGUCCAGAUGGGCUGGCUGACUGCUCUCCGAAUUCAAGCCAACGGCGUCAGGGCCACUCGGGGGCCCGAGUCCGAGACGCCAGAGGAGCAAGCUCAGGCGCAGGACCAGGGGGCCCAGGCUCGCAGCUUCACGGGGCCGCCAGGAGAUUAUGGAGCAGACUCUGACAGGGAUAAUGCCGCCAUUGUGCCCGUUUCCCCUGACAUGUUCGAUCUGCGCCUGGACUUGGCCGACUCGCCGUCGGCGUGGCAGCUGCUGGCCCGGCAGCGGGGCGGGGACGGACAGCACCGAGCGCUGCCAGAGGUGGCCCUGGCCCCGGGUGGUCCCAGCCUGGCCCGGUGCUCCAAAGUCACAGACUCCGAGCAGCCGGCGCCCCCGUCGGCGUCGGAUAGGCGGCCGAAGCUCCUGGCGGACCUGUGCAGUAGUGAUGCGGGGCUGCUCGGCGACAGCAUCUGCGUCGUGCAGGAGGGGGGCCGCGGCCGACGCCUCGAGGGCGGGAGCGCCGGCGCGGUGGCGGCCGAGCUGUGGCCCGGCCGGGAGCGGCCAGACCAUAUGUGGCGCGGGCUGCGGAUGCUCAGCGACACCAGCAAGCGGGACUUCCUGCUGCACCCCACGUGGUGGGGCUACCUCGUGCGCGCCGACUUCGUGCGCGCGGCGGUGGAGCCUCACCAGGCCGUGUUCGUGUGCGCGCAGGGCAGGGCGUUCGAGCUGUUUUUGGAGGAGCUCCUCGAGCGGGCGGAGCGGGAGAGCUUCGAAGAGGGCGGCUCGUUCAGCUCAUGGGUGGUCGAAUGCAUUGUGUGCGCCGCCGUCACCGUGCGCACGCUUCGUUUGCAGGCCCUGAGGUCGGUGGCCGACGAGGUGCUCGGCGGCAUCAGCCUCCAGAGUCCCGACUCCACCCUGCGGCUGUACCCGCUGAAGUUGGCCAUCUCCUCCUUCGUGGAGCAGAUGAAGCCUCUGAAGCGAGGCCUGCGCGACGCCUUGCAGCACCAUACUUCCUUGCGGCAGAGAGCGGAGGCGGCGGAGGGUGGCCUUGAGAGGAACAAGUCCAGCGGCUCGAUGGUGUCUGGCGGAUCGCAGUCCAGCGUGCCCGUGAUCCCUGGUGAACUGGAAGAUGCCUUGCACAACUGGCAGCACAGUGCUGAAGAGGUCUUGGCAGAUGCCCUCGACGUCAGCACGAGGAUCGCAGACAGCAUGCGUUUCGUGGAGGCAUCGAUGAGCUGCACUAGGAAUCGCCUCAUCAUGUUUGAGCUGUGGACUGCGAUUCUCACGAAUGUCAUAGGGGCUGGGGCGCUCAUCUCCUCCAUAUUUGGAGUGAAUCUGAGCAUGGGGUUCGAGACCGAGCCGGGGAUAUUCAACCUGGUCGUGCUCAGCAUCGUCGGCAUUGGUGCCCUGACUUUGGUAGUGUCAUUGCACAAGGUCACGAGAAGCCAGAAGCACUACCUCACAACGGCGCCCUGUUCGGGAACAACAGGCUCCUCCGACGCGUCCAGGAGAGACGACGAGUACGUGCUGUCGCUCUGCGCCGACCGCGCCCCCGACGGCUCCCCGCCGAGCGUGCGGCUGGAAAAGGUCGCCCUCGAGCUGCGGGAGCCCGCGCUGCCCGCGGGCGCAGGCGGCCCGCGCUGCCCCGGCCCGCGGCGGCUCUCCGCCGCGAGCCCCGCCUCCCGAGCGCCACGGGGCGCGUUCGGGGCGCCCUCCGCGCCGCAGCCGAGGCCUUCCGCCAGGCGCGGCGGGUGCAGCGAGUAG
This is a messenger RNA of Prorocentrum cordatum, 1761 nucleotides long. The record is from the annotation of a GenBank genome assembly. NCBI's taxonomy places the organism in Eukaryota, Dinophyceae, Prorocentrales, Prorocentraceae.